AAAUAAUACGAAAACCAAAAUAACAAAAGACCAAAACUUUUAAAACAACGAAAUUGUGCCAAAAGAAAAAAAAAAUAAUAAAAGUGAAAAAAAAAACACCUACCAAAAUAAUAGUAAGCGGAAAAAUCGUCGAUAUUUUCUGUGCAAAUUCGUACAAACCAAAAUCGCGCGCGCGCGCGCGUUAAACAGCUGCUCUUUUAUGCAAGUGUUGUAUGCUUUGCUUUGAGAAUUUCGAAUUCGACGCUUCAAGUGCUUUAUGUGUGACACACUGCGCAAUCCACACAAAUUUGCAAGUAAAUAGCGAUAAAAAUAGGAAAAGAAGCAACAAGAAAGCGUUAAUAUUACGAAAAUACAAUAAAGCAACAACAACAAAUGUGUUUCUUCUUUUUUUUUGCAAAACGGAAUUCAGUAACGAGCUAAACGCAGUGCCUGUAGCAUCUUCAGCUAAUAGUUGAAGCAGCUUUUCAGCCAACAAACAAAAAAAAAAACGUUUUUCACGAAAAAACAACGACAAAUAAAUAAAUCACAAUCAAAACACUUGGCACUAACUGCAUUUAACAAAAAAAGAAUAAAAUCAAAAAUAUAAAGAAACCACAGAAAUACACAGUAUUGCGCUGAAAGAGAACAUCAUUAAAGUAACGAAAACGAAACAAAAAAAGUUAAAAUCGAAAAAUUAAAAUAAAAAAAUAUUAACAGAAAAAAGCAACUUCUUUGGAAUUUCAAAUACAAUACAAUAAAUUUGGGAUUAACCAGCUGCAUUAAUCGCCUCUUCGGUGUCGGCAUCAACGGAAAUUGCUGACUAAAUGUGGUUUUUGCCUUGCAUUUUUUUGUUGUGAAACGGUAAAAAACCUCAAGUGUUGAGCAGCGUGCAGUUUUACAUACUCAUUCAACAACAUUUCACAAGCGAUUUGCCGUUCAAGCCAUAUACACGCGCUCACAACACAUACAUAAACGCACACAACAGAUAAGGCUCACCCACAACGCGACGGCAUAGCGCUGCAUAAUGCAUUCACUCGCCAAAAGAAACGGUGGUCCAACUAAACUAUGUACCCUUGUAGCGGUAUUACCAUUAUGAAUCACCUUGUGACGUGCACGUGAAUCAUUUAGAUUUAGCGAGGAGUGAAAUAUUUUUGUGGCAUAUUCUCUCCCCUUCCCCCUUAUAGGUUUUGUUGUUUUUAACUCAUUAAAAUAACAAAUAUUCGUGAGAAUUUGUGUUCUUGAAAAGUGCAGAAAGCGCAGCAGCUGCUCAAGAGUCGAGAGCGUGUGUGGAAGUGUAGUUGGAGGAAGAUUGAAGUUGAUCUUUGGUCUUCGCAAAGAGUGGUCGUUUAAACGUCGCACAAAAUCAAGUCAAGAGUUUACAGAGCAGCAGCAGCAGCAGCAGCAGCAGUAGCAAGGCGCUGGUGAAUUUUUAUCGCGUGAACGUGAUGGCAUCAAAUCUGAGUUUGUUCGUGAAAUUACUCUUCCUGCUACUGAUGUUGGCGCGAACACCGACCAUCGACACACGACCCGCCGCCAGUACAGCACCCGCAGUCGAUCUUAUAGCCGGGAAUGAGUUUCUCAAGCUCUUUCUCGAACGUGAGGAGACACAGCGCGGGCUGCACAGCGGAGAGCACGUGGAAAAUGCACAUCGCGUAGUGCAAGGCGUGGCGGCACAAAGUGAUAGUCGUAGCAAUAGUAGUAGCAGAGAGCUUGGCAAGGGGCUGACUGGGGUAGACAAGUCAUCUGUGAACAGUGAGACAACUACAACAGCACGUAGUCUGAACUACAAAAGUAGGCGCAGUGUGCAAAACGAGGCAACAACGGUCAAAUCAACUGCGGCAGAGGGCAAGCAGUUGGUCAAGCUGGUGACGUCAGGCAGUAAAAUUGUCUUCCUCGAAGAGUACGAUGACAAUGACGCCAUUGUGGAUGCGGUGGCGCGGGAGAUUGAUAUAAAAAAAGAAAAUUUCGAAUCACCACUGAGUCAGCGGAAGUCCAAGGUCGACGCCGCGCAUAUAGAGCAAAUGGAUAAGAAUUCCAAACUCAGCGAUGAAGUCAAGGUGAUCGCAGUGAGCGUGUCAUCGUCGAGUAAACGUGGUGGACGUAUCAGCCGCAUAGGCAAUCAAUACCACACACCUGACACAAUUAUGUCAAAGCAAAGCAAUCAAUUAGGUGAGACGCGUGCGUCAAUGCGCCACACGUUUACCACCAAACAAACACCACAUGAGAACAAUGUCGACAAAAGUCAAAGCGACGUCGCAGUCAUGCCCACCCUGAAGUUGACUCUAACCACAACGCCAGCGACAGCGCCAAUGAGUGCGUCUGUAUCUGCGUCCUCAGUAAUGGACGAUUUCGUGAAUCGUUCUCACAAAAGCGAACUCUCCAUUGAGGAAGCCGAACCGUUGACAAUGUCUCCGCAAAAACUGCGCGCCGCACAGCAUGCUGCACGCGUCAAUGCGCCUCGAUCACUGCACACGCCACAUGCCGUGAGCGGACGUGCAGUGAAAAUGGCUGGCAGCCGCGAUGAAGCGGACUCGGAGAAUAGCGCUUCGACGAAUAUACAAAACGUGUUGGCCGCACCAUUAAUGCAGUCCGCUUCAACACGCACCGCCGCCGUAACUGCGCCAGCUGCUUAUCAAAGUGGUAACCGCAAUCGCAAUGGCACGUCCUCGCCCAUAAAUCACAACAGCGCAACGACGGCAGCUCAUCGUGCACUUGUCAACACACAAAUUAGCGCUGAUGAUGAUGUUGGCGAUGAUCACACGACCGCCGAUACACAUAUGCAGGGCACGUCCAAUGGUGCGGCUCCCGGCGUCACACCUGCAGAAGACGACAUGGAGGAAAAAUUGUUGCCCUUCCAAACGGUAAUCUAUCACAAUACGAAAGAAGGCCACGGUCCGCAAUCUCGCUCGAUAUCUUAUAGUUCGUUAUCGCAAAAUGUUGAAGAUUUGCAUGCGUGGCGACAUUCGGGCAUUUUGGCUGAGGCACAACGUAAUGUUAGCGAGAGCUUGAAACCUCUACAGUCUGCACAAUUGUCGCGCUCCUCAGAGCCGGCUAAAUUCUAUUCCGUGCCAUCGAAAAUGUAUAGCGAGCCAUCGAAGUUCUACUCCGAGCCGGCCAAAGUUUAUUCAGAGCCUGCUAAAGUCUAUGGGGAACCAGAGAAAUUUUACUCUGAACCGGCCAAGGUAUACGGCCAACCGUCUAAAUUUUAUUCAGAGCCCGCUAAAGUCUAUUCGCAGCCGGCUAAGGUGUAUGGUGAGCCGGCGAAAACUUAUUGGUCGCCGAGCGGCGUUGGCGCUACUGCUACAACGACCACCAGCUCUACAGCGAAUACACCGGCAACUACAACUACUACCUUACGACCUGGCCGUUAUAUGCCUUCACGUCGCCCGGCCAUUGUCUCUCGCAUAGCUUUCGGCGAGGCGCAAACCUCAACAACACCGCCACCAGCAGUGGUUGUGGAUGAACACGUACCAGCCACAAUGGCAGUGCCUCCUAAUCACCAUCACCAACAACAACAUCAUACGCAUCAUCAACAGCCCACACGUUUUCAUCCGCACACCCAAAGCCACAGCCACAGCCACAGUCACAAUCACAAUGCGCAUAACUCGGCACAUAAUGGCGUUCAUGACGGACGCAGCUCAACGGCGCAUACCCAUGCCAACAGUCAACCAACCGCAUCAGCACAACCUGCUCCAGCUCAAUCACCAUCUUCACAAUCACAGUCACAUUCGGCGGGGCAAUCACAACCACGUCGGGUACUCUUCAACUUGGAUAAAUUGCCAUAUGAUUUAUUGAAUGCCCCACAACAAUCACCGCAACAUCUCUUGGAUCCCGACUUUCCACACAGCCCACCGGCAGCAGUUACCUACUCGUCGCCACGACAACGUCAGUGCUUGGAGUCCGCCUUCUCAGCGUCGUUGUCUCAAUCAGCUUUGCAGCAGCAACAACAAUUGCAGCUACAACGUCAACAUUCAUCAUUGUCGGAGCAACAUUCUAAUCAAAAUGCCAAAGGAUUGCCUAAUAGAGAUCUAGUCAAUUGUGUUUCCAAAUAUCAACCGUCAACAGCGACAACGGAAGGCGCCAACGCCGGCGACGCGAACGAUGAUGACGACAAUAACAAUAAAAACAACAACGACGAAGGCUUGUACACACCGACCCCAGAGCAGAAUUACGAAAUUGAAGAGUCCGUAAGUGUUAUGACAAACGGACGAGCCCACGGUGUACAAGGCAAUGCAGCAGUGACUACAACAGCUCGACCAACAUUUGCAAUGCGCACAACAAAAUUUCCUAGUCGCGGCACCAUAACACACCAUCAUCAUCAUCAUCAGCAGCAGCAGCAGCAGCAAAAUCAUUAUUAUGGCAACGCCAACCCGAAUCCGAAUCUAGACAACAACUAUGAUGAUGAUGAUGAAGAGAAUGGGCCAAAUGGCAACAACAACAAUAAUAACAGUGAUGAUGGUGUGGUUGCGGAUGGCAAUAAAACCGGUAAUGCUGAUGAUGAGGAUGCCAAGGUGGCCUAUGUCGUCGAGGGACGCAACUAUCGCAAGUAUCGCGUGGAGGAGAAGACCGAUGACGGUUUCAUUGUUGGCGAAUAUGGCGUGGUGGACCAUAACGAUGGUAAUUUGCGUGGCGUGCGUUACACCGCUGAUUCGACCAUCAAUCGUAGUCUGAUACAAAAGGCGUUGUUGACAUUUCUUAAGCUCAAAUAAGCGCCGCAGUCUAAAUGCAAUGCAACGUAAGUGGCGUACAAUGAGUUGGUGUAUAGUAUGGUCGUGGUGUUACGGUGGACAGGGUAAUAGGAUUGUAACAGUUUGCUUGACCAUUCGGCAAACGGCAGUAGGCGCAUUGUGGUGGCGUAUGUUUAUAAGUAGUUGUAAUUGUAGGCGGCUUUGUACAGCUCAUAGUAAUGUGCGACUACGCAAAGGCGGCAAUGUGGUGCAACCAAAGCGUUCUAAAGGCAAGCACAUUUCGUUUCUUUUCGCUGGGAAGAGACAUUGAGAGAUUGAGCGUGCAAAGUGAGGUUAAAGUGAAUUUGAAUUUUUCGACAUUCCGGAGAUGCUUCAGCAAAAUACAUUAUAUGCCGCUAUAAGCCAAAGCCGACAGCCCGGCAACGCUGUGCACCGCCUUUAUACUCGUAUGUUUGUAUUGUAUGUAUGUAUGUAGGCAGUGAGUCGUUUAAGCACAAAGUAUUUCUUGUCUAUUCCUCGUGAAUUAUUCAGCACUUUUUUAUUAUUUUUAUUUUA
This is a messenger RNA of Ceratitis capitata (Mediterranean fruit fly), 5222 nucleotides long. RefSeq names its product myosin-G heavy chain. Lineage: Eukaryota; Metazoa; Arthropoda; Insecta; Diptera; Tephritidae. The transcript has 4 exons. The record is from RefSeq and is a predicted model, not a curated record. Bases 1425 to 4688 code for a protein of 1087 amino acids.